Kwoniella shivajii is the source of this 636-nucleotide messenger RNA. Its product is annotated as histone chaperone ASF1. Gene Ontology annotation, cellular component: chromatin; nucleus. The transcript is spliced from 5 exons. Gene Ontology annotation, biological process: DNA replication-dependent chromatin assembly. Bases 1 to 636 code for a protein of 211 amino acids. Gene Ontology annotation, molecular function: histone binding. The record is from RefSeq and is a predicted model, not a curated record. NCBI's taxonomy places the organism in Eukaryota, Fungi, Basidiomycota, Tremellomycetes, Tremellales, Cryptococcaceae.
AUGGUCAAUAUACGAAAUAUAGAAUUGGUGAAUAACCCAGCAAAAUUCGAUGACCCAUAUCACUUCAGAAUCAAAUUUGAAGCCAUAGCACCUCUAGCAGAAGAUCUUGAUUGGAGACUGAUAUAUGUCGGUUCAGCGACUUCAGAGGAGUUUGAUCAGGAGUUGGAUAAUUGUUCGGUCGGACCCAUACCUGCAGGAAUAAACGCUUUCGAUUUCCAAGCUCCAGCACCAGCACAUCACUUACUUCCGUCAAUCGAAUCAGAAGAGAUAUUAGGUGUAACAGUCAUCAUUAUAACGGCAUCAUAUCGUGAAAAAGAAUUUGUCAGGGUUGGAUACUAUGUGAAUACAUAUUACGAGGAAGAAGAAUGGAAAGAAAAUCCACCAAGUACAGUUCAAUGGGAUAAGCUGUAUAGAAAUGUUUUGGUUGAAAAACCAAAAGUGACGAGAUUCCAAAAUCCAUGGGAUUCAGCACCUCAAACAUCACCAUUUGAUUCGGCAUCGACUCUUGGCAAUAACGGGAAUGGUGCAGAUCUUCCUUCAUCAUCUGGUAAUCCCGAAAUGUUCUCUGCACCAUUACCUCCACCAGUGACGAAAGCAGCGGCUGUAUCAGGCGGUGAAGAUGUAGAGAUGGCAUAG